Messenger RNA from Amphibalanus amphitrite, 5372 nucleotides. RefSeq names its product ras association domain-containing protein 4-like. Bases 177 to 1574 code for a protein of 465 amino acids. Lineage: Eukaryota; Metazoa; Arthropoda; Thecostraca; Balanomorpha; Balanidae. The transcript is spliced from 11 exons. Gene Ontology annotation, biological process: signal transduction. The record is from RefSeq and is a predicted model, not a curated record.
GUGGACACACGCGGAGAUAGGGGACGACAUGGGCCUGGACAUGACGUCAGCUCGCGAAACGUGAUAGCAGCUUGCUGCUAUCACCGGUGAAACAGGGCCAUGAAGCCUAGCUGAACUAGGGCUUUAAGAUUGGGGUCGGACGGUGGCGCCUGCAUUAAUGCUACACACAUUUCAAGAUGUGGAAGUGCAGAAGGUGCGAGAAACCGGUGUUCUUCGCCGAACGGAAGCAGAGCAUGGGCUACGACUGGCACCCCGAGUGUCUGCGCUGCGACGAGUGCGGCAAGCGGCUCAACCCGGGCCAGCACGCCGAGCACAAGGGCAGCCCGUACUGCCACGUGCCCUGUUACGGCGCGCUGUUCGGGCCGCACCUGUUCGGCCACGGCACGCACGUGGAGGCGCACGUCAGCUUCGGGCGGCGCGACUCUGCGCCGGAGAGUCCGCGGCAGCCGGACCAGGAGCUGCUGGCGCGCCAGCUGAGGGCCUACAACCAGUACCACGAGAGCAGCCGCACCCAGAUACACAGCCGGGAGCGUAACGGGCGUCUCAUACUGGACGGCGUGCUCAAACUGUACUGGGGGGUCAACAAACUACUCCAGUUCAAAGAGGACGACGACCAACGACCCAUCGUCCGAAAACGCCAUUCCCAGUGGAUACAGCCGACGCGCAGUGAGGCGGUGGACUCGGGCUCGGACUCGGAGUCGGGCUCCCGGCCGGCCACGCCAGCACCGUCGCCGGCGCGCGGCCCGCCGCGCAGCCAGAGCGUCACGCCGCACGCGCUCAGUCAGCUGACGUAUCCGCCAGUGGACACCGACUCGGGACACGGCACGCAGACGCAGACGGAGACGGACGCCGAGACGGGCGCCGAGGUGGAGGUGAACGGCCACCGCGCCGCCGAGGAGGGCGUCGAGAAGGGUCAGCUCGAGUCGGCAGAGGUGGAGAACUCGGACAAGGAGCCGCCGCCGCCGCCGCCCGGCCCGCCGCCGCGGGUCGACUCCUCGCCCACCGACGAGUCGACCACGGAGCCGCCGCUCCGCGCUCCGGCCAAAUCGCGCGUCAUCCGCCGCCGGCCCGGACGGCGCAUGAACAAGGCCAAGGUCAAGCGGCGCUGCUCCAUCAACGGACACUACUACAACCGGGAGACGUCUGUGUUCACGCCGCCGCACGGCUCGGCCCUCUCGGUCUGGGUCACCUCGCUGGUCACCUGCCGGGAGAUGAUCGACAUGGUGCUCGACAAGUACCGCGUCGAGGACCGCGCCGACAACUUCGCCCUCUACAUCGUCUGGGACUCGGGAGAGCGGCGCCGACUGCGCAGCGACGAGUACCCGCUGCUGACGCGGAUAGCCAGCGGACCGUCCGAGGCGGCCGCCCGGCUCUUCGUCAUGGACCGCGAGACCACGGCCGAAAUCAGGAGCGACGUGGCCCAGUAUAUAAACCUGACGGACGUCGAGUGUACGGCCAUUCUACAGAAGUACCGCGAGGAGGAGGAGCGGCACAUCCAGCACAUCAAGGACAAGUUCGCCGAGAUGAGAGAGCGCAUCAAAGCCAGGAUGCGCGAUCUCAAGGUCCAGCUGUGAGCUGUCCGUCAGCAGCUUUGGCGGCGGCAGUGGCGGGGCUGCCGCCGGCGCGGCCUCUGCGCUCUCUGUAAGGAUGGACCGCCGUGGCCGGGGCAGCGGCGGGCCGGCAGGACACGGCCCGCUGCGCCCUGCCAGAAGCCGCGGCCGCCGCCGCCGCCGCUCAGCCACAUUGCACGUGCCAUGUCCUUCUGAGCAGCGUCUCAGCCGACUGGGUGAGUAUUUCCGCUAUGCACACGUGGCUUCCUUUGUUGCGGGCUUCCGUUCAGCGGCAGCCGGCCGGCAGUCGGCGGCGGCUGGCGACUGGUGCGAGUCGACAGGUGCUGUGAGUCGGUGGGUUGAGGCGGCCGGCGGCGGCCCGUCUCAGCUGUAUCUUGCCGGGUGCGCUGGGCUGGGCGGGGACGGGCGCGCCGUGGCGCCGGCAGGCUCGGAGGGGGUGCCGCCGCUGCUCCGUGAAUGUCACACGGGUCUGCGCGGCCACAGACUGACUUAUCCCCGUGGUGCUAUGGAACAGACUGUUCUGAGGGCGAGUACGGCAAUAUCUGCCGCGCUUCAGACGCUGUUCUCCGAACUGUGGGAUCUGAGUGGAGUGUCUGGACGCUGCUAGGCUAGCUAAUACCGGCGGGCGGGGGGAGUCUCCGAACUGUGGGAUCUGAGUGCAGUGUCUCACGCUGCUAGGCUAGCUGAUACCGGCGGGGAGUCUGAGGGGUCUCCGAACUGUGGGAUCUGAGUUCAGUGUCUCACGCUGCCACGGUGAGGUACCGGUACCGGCUGCAGUGGCUGAUGCCGGCUGGUGGGGAGGCGGAGGCGGCCCGGCCGGCCGGCCGGGUCCGUGGUCUCGGUGUAUGCUCUGGUCUCGGUGUCCGUUCUCGGUGUCAGCUCCACCAGGGGCCGCGCUGUGGGCAGCGCAGCGGGCCGGCCGUGCCCGAUAUAGGUGCGUUUACACUUUACCAGUGUGUUGUCGGGUGAGCUGCGCGGCGUCUAUGUAAUCUCCGCGGUUGGCUGGCGGGCGCCUGUUCCGCCCAGCGGCAACCGUGACUCUCCUACCCUGAAUCUGCACAGUGUCUUACAUUGUGACCGUGCCAUGUGAUUGCAGGUUUUUAUUAUCGUAUCAUGUCAACCGUGCCGGCUUUUUAUAACUCUGUUGUGUGAUAUUGCCAUUGUGGUCAGUUUUUCUGCUUGUAUUGGCAGUCGCUGGAUAUAUGGGCAGUCGCUGCACAUUUGUCGGAUUCUGCCGCCGUGACGCUGUCGCUGGGGACCGUGACUCUGGUCCGGGGACCGUGUCUCGGUGGUCCGGGGACCGUGUCUCGGUGGUCCGGUGACCGUGUCUCGGUGGUCCGGGGACCGUGUCUCGGUGGUCCGGUGACCGUGUCUCGGUGGUCCGGGGACCGUGUCUCGGUGGUCCGGGGACCGUGUCUCGGUGGUCCGGGGACUGUGUCUCGGUGGCCCGGGGACCGUGUCUCGGUGGUCCGGGGACCGUGUCUCGGUGGUCCGGGGACUGUGUCUCGGUGGCCCGGUGACUCGGUCUGUGUGCCGGUCCGGUCCGGACCGCUGUGAUCCGGUGACUCGGUCCGCUGUGGCCCGGUGACUCGGUCUGUGUGCCGGUCCGGUCCGGACCGCUGUGGUCCGGUGACUCGGUCCGCUGUGGUCCGGUGACUCGGUCCGCUGUGGUCCGGUGACUCGGUCCGCUGUGGUCCGGUGACUCGGUCCGCUGUGGUCCGGUGACUCGGUCCGCUGUGGUCCGGUGACUCGGUCCGCUGUGGUCCGGUGACUCGGACCGCUGUGAUCGGGUGACUCGGACCGCUGUGGUCCGGUGACUCGGUCCGCUGUGGUCCGGUGACUCGGUCCGCUGUGGUCCGGUGACUCGGUCCGCUGUGGUCCGGUGACGCGGUCCGCUGUGGUCCGGUGACUCGGACCGCUGUGGUCUGGUGACUCGGUCCGCCGUGGUCCGGUGACUCGGUCCGCAGUCGGGUCGGGUCGGGGCCGUAUUGUGGCACAAUGCCGUGAUACACAGACGCGUCUGGCCCGCCGGGCCGCCGGGCCGCCGGGCUGGACGCGCCCGCUGCACAGUAGGCCGGCCGGCCGCCAGGAGCGCUAGAAAUGCCGAAAAAUGAAACGUGCUCAGGGUGCAAAAAAUUAAUACCCACAGACUCGAAAUUGAUCAUAGGAUACGAUGCCGUGCCGUGAAUAAGUAUGAGACCGAUGUCACGGCCAAUAUUCAGCUCCGAACACAGUCUAACUGACGGUUAGGGAAUGAAGCGGCUAUCUGAACGAUUUCGACUAGAUUUUGAAUUGCUCUUUUCUCAUGAAUGAACAUCUUAUUGGUGAAAAUAAACGACUGCACAUGAUGCACACGGUUAUUGUGAUCAUGUUCAUAACCAAUUUCAUUGGGCUCACUCAUCUGAUUGCACUCUAAAUAGUGAGUUUGCAACAUGUUGCAGACAUCUACAUAAGCUUAUAUUCAAUUAGACUUAUAUAAAAACGUUAUUUUUGGCACCUAAUUCUGACGGCAUAAUAAGAUUGGGCAAGUGUUGUACUUUCGAACCGUUGUCGAUUUUUUUCUGCUUUUCGCUGCUAGUUUAGGAGCUAUACUGGCAUUUGCUGGGGUAUUUUUAUACCAUCUGGUUGGGAGAGGGGUAGUGAACGUCCUUAGCCUAUAACUUGCGAACAAAUGGUCGCAGCGAGAUGCGCAUGGCAGCGAUCGAAAGGUCUCAACAAGAUGUGUUCGAUUAGCAUUUAAAACUUGUUUUAACCCGGCAUUUGCUGGGGUAUUUUCAUAACACCACUUGCUGGGGGGGGGGGGGGCCGUCAGACGUCCCCAGCCCAUAACUCGAGAACGGUUAGUCGCAGCGGGACAGGCGAGGCGGCAAACGAAAGCUCUAAACAAGACGCAUCUGAUGAAUACUUAAAUUUGGUUCUCAGGUCAAACUUGAGGUCAAGGUCAGGUCAAAGGUAAAAAUAGGGGUUUUCAUUUUGGGCCCCAGAGACCGAACUACCGACAGCAGCGAGCUCAAAAUUUCUUGGCAUGUGCCCAAAAGAUGUAAGAAAAGUCUCAUUGUGUCUAAAGCGAAUUGGAGCACAGGUCAAGGUCAAGGUCAGGUCACCAAAGGUCACACAAAGUCGAAUUUUCAAAAUAACAUUUAAAUACCGUGUGACACAUGUUUUUGGGGUAGUUUUGGACGUAGAACACGAUGGUGGCAAGAAUUUGGAGAUUUGACCCCCGCAAAAUGGUGAAAAAGUGAAAAAAGGGGUUAAAAAUUCGAAAUUUUCAAAAUUCAAAAUUUUGAAUUCAAAACAUGCUAUCUGAUGCAGUUUUAUCUCAGGAUUCCAAAAAUGUCUUUUGUUUUGCUCUACGACCCCUAUAAGUACCAAAAAUUUGAGUUUGAAAAAUGAAAUUGGAUAUUUUGUUACUUUUUGCGCCCUCUAUAGCAACCAAAUAUUGAGCUACGGACUUGAAAUUUUGCAUGCUGAUUCUUCUUUUGAUGCCCGAGGACAACUUGUCUCAUUUUUUUGAAAAAUUCAAAUUUUUGAAAAAAUCAAAUUUUUCUCAAAAUUUGGUUUGACAUUUUGGACCCCUAAAACUCAAUAUUUUGAAAAUCCGAGAUAACCAUCUUGUAGAAAAUUCAAUUUUCUAUCGUUUGAGCCCUGAAAAUUGCAAAUUGCUUCAUUUAUAUAUCCUACAAUAGGCAGGGGAGGGUCGAUGCGAAGCCUUAUAUUCGCGAUGGUGCAAAAACGGGGAUGCGCAUCGCGCUGAACUUUACAAUAGCUUCUACAGGGGCAUAUUGUGAUCGUAUUCAUAAC